AUGUCCGUCCGCUUCCCGCUCGCGCAAAGCUGCCGGGCAUGUCUCCGCAGCUCUCGACAAGCUCAAUGGAGGCUGUCAGUGCUCCACCAACGCCCCUUCAGCGCAACGCCGCGAGGAGCGGACGCCGAAACCGCCUCAUCAGCGAACCUCGCUUCGACGGGGUCUGCACCCGCGCCACAACCCUCCCGAGCGAGUUCACUGCCGCUCCCCUCUUCGCCACCAUCGUCUGAAGCGACCGCGCACUCGAAGCUUGUCGAAGCGCGCGAGUUGGCGCAGAGACAGCUCCGACACCUCCUCGCGACUCUCGACUCGUCGGCGAGGAAGCAGGCGCAGGCGUUCUCGGCGGCUCUCAGGGCUCUCGAGAUUGAAAGAAAGCUGAGGGAGGCGGGGGCGAAGAUCAAUCAGGCGACGGGGUACGAGGAGAUUGAGCGGUUGCGGAACGGGGUAGCGGAGAAGGAACGAGCUCUCCUGGACGCCCGGGAACAAGCGAUACUCCUCAAGCGCGACUACACCGAGCGCGUCAAGCUCCGCGCCGACUCGCAACGAGAAGUGAACGACUUGUUGCAGCGGAAACCGACCUGGAACGGGCCGGAUGUAUUGCGGUUCACGGAGCUCGUGCAGCAGGAGCACGAGAAUGAGCGGGCAGAAGCGAAGGCGAAGGCGGAGAUGGAGGCGGGGGAAGAGGCUGUCGAGCGCGGAUUUUCUGACCUGAUGCAGGCGAUUCUCGAGCGGUACCACGAGGAGCAGGUCUGGAGCGACAAGAUCCGAUCAAUGUCGACCUACGGCUCUCUCGCAAUCACCGGCCUGAACGUCCUCCUCUUCAUCGUCACACUCCUGCUCAUCGAGCCUUGGCGGCGACGACGGCUCGUGCAGAACGUCGAAGAACGACUACGGACGAACUCGCAGCAAGGGCACGACGCAACGCAAGCCCAGCUCGAGACGCUCCAGCACCUCCUCCAGCAGACUCAAGCGAGCCUCGAUGCCGUCGCCGCCACGACAGCCGGUAUCGCCGCCCCUCCACCUGCCCCUCCUUCGCCCAUUCCCGUGCCCGAGACGCCCUUCACGCCGGUGUUCGACUCGACCUCGCCUGAAGCAGUCGCUGCUGCCUCCUCUCCCGGUUCGACCGAGACGGGUCCCUCUUCGACAGCAUCUCAGCAACCCCAUAGUCGUGUCGUCGAGCAGGCGCUGGCCGCCAUCGAGGGCCACGAGGUAUGGGCGGCCGGCGCAGCAGGAGCAGUCGGCGGCAUCGCUAUCGCCGCGCUGGUCUCUCUCCUCGGCCGGUAG
Rhodotorula toruloides NP11 is the source of this 1284-nucleotide messenger RNA. RefSeq names its product mitochondrial distribution and morphology family 33. Gene Ontology annotation, cellular component: mitochondrial inner membrane. Gene Ontology annotation, biological process: inner mitochondrial membrane organization. The record is from RefSeq and is a predicted model, not a curated record. The transcript is spliced from 5 exons. The coding region runs from base 1 to 1284 and encodes 427 amino acids. NCBI's taxonomy places the organism in Eukaryota, Fungi, Basidiomycota, Microbotryomycetes, Sporidiobolales, Sporidiobolaceae.